This is a messenger RNA of Papilio xuthus (Asian swallowtail), 1858 nucleotides long. RefSeq lists its product as uncharacterized. The coding region runs from base 41 to 1339 and encodes 432 amino acids. The transcript has a single exon. NCBI's taxonomy places the organism in Eukaryota, Metazoa, Arthropoda, Insecta, Lepidoptera, Papilionidae. The record is from RefSeq and is a predicted model, not a curated record.
AUUUUUUAAAUAUAAAAAACGAGGAUUAAAAUCUAAACAAAUGGAUUCACCAAAGACUCCGGGUGGUAUAAGCAAAUCGCAUUUGACUUCGAUAAGACGUCUGGGUCUGUCGCGGAAAUGGAAGAAUUCUGGAGUUUCGCCGUUUGUUUCUCCGCUCGCUUCUAAUAAUCUUACGAAACCUGUGGAUAAUUCACAGGAGGAACCGAAGACAAGGAAGCGGAAACUAAGGUUAGACGAUGAAAACACAGAUCUUUCGCCGGUUGAUAAUGAUAAAAAUGAAAUGAAUGACAUUGUUAUUACACCGCCAGUUUGCAAAAAGCUACCAAAUACUAAUGAUAGCACUCCUAUUAGAAAGGCAACCCGAAAAAGAACUAGAACGAUACCUUACAAGGAUGAAGAGAGUGCAAUAAUUGUGAAAACUAUCCAAGAACAAAAUGUAAAUGAAAUAAAUGUAUCUAAAAGUUGUGAAGAAAAACAAAGCAGUCAAGGUAUUCAGCCAACACAUAAUUCAAUACAAGCAAUAGAUGUAGUGGAAAAAAAUGAAGAAAUUAGUGAAACUGAAAAUAUUCCUAUUAAUAAUAUUGAAGGGAGUAAAUUAAACGAAACAAGCAAUAAAUUGCCAAGUAAAUUGGUUAAAGAGUGUAUAGUUGUUAUACAAAAUAAAAUUUUAAAGAAGAAUGGAGAAAAAACUAUUCUAAAACCUGAAAUUUUGUCAGAUUCUGACAAUGAAGACAUCCCAUUAAGUCAUUUUAAUAAAAUAACAUCUAAAAAUAACAAUUCUGAUUGUGACUUUAAAAAUAAAGAAACUAAAAAGAAAACUAAAUCAAAAAGCAGUAAAAAUAGUUUAUCUACUAAUAACCACAAAGAAAUAAAAGGAAACAAAGAACAAAUCAAAUCAUCACAAAGUUCAAAUUCUUUUAGUGAUGAAGAUGAUGAUUUUCAAUUAAACAAGAAAACAAUAUUUCUACCAAAACAUAAAGACAAAAUUACUAAGCCUGUGAAAGCUAAAUCUACAGGUUCGAUAACACAAAAAGAUAUAGAUGAGUUGAAAGCUAGAAUUGAAAUGAAAAAGCAACUUUUAUUUGCGAAAGCUCAAAGUAAAGAUACUGAGGAGGUGAGAGGUUUAAUAAAGAAAUGGCGGAAAGGUUGCCAGGAUGCAUUAAUGGAACUUUUAGUUUUAAUGAAGAAGAAUUUACCUGAUCGUUCAGACAUGAACUAUGCUAAUAUAUUAGAAAUGUUAAAAAUACCAGCCUCUUACGUUGGUUAUGAUCCUGAAAAUGAUUGUUUUAGUACUCCCGAUGAUAAUAGUGUACUUGCUUCUAUAUUCAAUGAUUUGUAACAUAACUGUUUAUAAACUUAUAUAAAAACGGCUAAAACUUUCAGGUCUAUUUGUCUGUUAGUGGCACCAACUAGUUUCAAUCCCAUUGGGGCCCUUCAUUAAGGUGAGUGGGACUGGAAUUAUUUUGCGAACAUGGUCUGUCGCUCACUGACUGGAGGGACAUAUGUGAGUGGUUUAGCCAUUUUUAUAUAAUGUCUCACGUAAGUUUAAAUAAUUUAAUAACAGUUUAUCUUAAGGUUAUAUUAUAUAUUAACUAAGUAAGGUGAAGCAGUGACCCAAAGUGGGCCUUGGCCUCUGACAACAAAAGGCUCCAUUUUCUCCGAUCCUGCACCGUCCUAACCCAAUCCCGGACAUGUAGUAUAUAAUUUAAUAUUCUAUGUAAAAGUUCUUAUGAAAUAAAAGAGCCUCUUAGAGUCUAUUUCCACUUGGCAUUGACAUCAGUGGAAAUAAGUAUUAGUUCAUAAAAAGCAUGGUAUGUUUCAGUUCUGUAUUUACAGAUAUUUAAUUUAUUUUAAGAUG